Etheostoma spectabile (orangethroat darter) is the source of this 1606-nucleotide messenger RNA. RefSeq names its product chromosome 12 C5orf22 homolog (gene c12h5orf22). The transcript is spliced from 10 exons. Bases 193 to 1536 code for a protein of 447 amino acids. The record is from RefSeq and is a predicted model, not a curated record. NCBI's taxonomy places the organism in Eukaryota, Metazoa, Chordata, Actinopteri, Perciformes, Percidae.
UUUCCGGUGGGUGCCAUCCCAUCGUCUAUGCGUACCAUGCCAGCUCUGCUUCUGCGGCCAAACAAAUUGUUACCCCACGUGAGUUAGAGGGAAUUAUGACAACGUGACGUCAUUUAUCUCUAGUAGACUGUGAUAUUAACGUUUUUAUAGUAACGUCAACGUUGCGUUCACGGUACGUUGUUCUCUGUUACAAUGAGCUCCGCGCCGCUGAAGAGGUUCUACAAGGAGCUGCCGGUGUGGAUAGUGGACGACCACCACGACGUGGUGGGUCAUAUUUAUCGUGCCAUUGCAUCAAGACACCUUCCCCUGAAGGACAUAAAGAUGGUUCACUUAGACUCCCAUCCGGAUCUGCUCAUCCCCGUCAACAUGUCCGCUGACACAGUCUUUGAUAAGGAGAAACUAUUGAGUGAGUUGAGUAUAGAAAACUGGAUAAUGCCCAUGGUCUACGCUGGCCACGUGUCAUGUGUGGCGUGGCUGCAUCCGUACUGGGCCCAGCAGAUCAGAGAGGGAGAACACCGGAUGGCUGUGGGAAGAGACUCGUCCACCACCACCAUCAGGGUGACCAGUACAGACAACUACUUCCUCAGUGACGGUCUGUAUGUGUCGGAGACGCAGCUGGAGAACUCGAAACCUCUCUGGCUCAAUGUGGUCAAAGUCAAUCCUGUUAAGCCCAGUCCCGGGUCACUUCCAGAAAAGAAAAGUGAAGAAGAAACGGCAAGAUGGUUUGCCAAGAGACCCCGUACAGACUGCAGUAAAGCUGGGGAGGCCAGCUGCUCUGAGGCCCCCUUAAAACGCACCGACACACUGCAACCAGCAGAGGGCCCCACUGGGACGAGUUUGGGUGAUGACGAUGAUGAUGAUGAAGGAUCCACCAGUUAUGUUGUUAAGAGAAUACGUGCAUUUCUAAGUGAGACCGAGCCAUACAUCUUGGACAUAGAUUUGGAUUUCUUUUCAUGUAAGAAUCCCUUCAAGGAAUUAUACACACAGGAAGAGUACGCCAUCCUUAAGGAGCUCUACAACUUCAGAGGACCCAGGCCCGAUGCUGCGGAGGAGGAGCUUGAUGAGUGUGUGGAUUUCCGUGUUCACCAGUUAGAAGACCUGGAAGCAGCGUUCGCUGAUCUGCUAGAGGACGAUGGGGAAGAGACGGUUACACGCUGGGCCAGCAACCCUGGCAUGGCUUCAUUAGCCCAGCUGGUUUCCAGUUUGAAGUCGAGGAAUCUGUGCCCGGACUAUGAAAUGGUCCACCAGGCAGGGUUAACCUGUGACACCGUGGAGCUGCCUCACCACAUCAGCACUGAUGAGGAGAUCGACAGACUCGUCUCGGCGGUGCAGCUGUGUCUGAAGGCUCUGCCCAAACCUACACUGGUAACCAUGUCCAGGUCCAGUCUGGAUGAAUACUGCCCAGUAGAGCAGGUGGAUUCGGUCCAGAGCAGAGUACUGGCGGUUCUGGAGAGCCUGUAUGGAGCGCUGGACUUACACAAAGACUACGAAAACAGCAGCACAGAGACUCAGGACUGUCAACCACAGGCCUCCUAACACACACACACACACACACACACGUACGUCACUUUUGGAUUGGAUGUACCGUUUGAUAAAGACAACCACA